AUGACUCUGUUGCCCUUUUCUGUUUUUGGGUGUGGAAAGAAAAGGGCAAGAAUGAUGAUAGCUAUGAUAGUGGUUCUCAAAUUUUAUUUGUUAGAUGACCCUAGCAGCCUUAGUUUCUCAAGUUUUUAUGCUCGUGGGGAUGGAAGAGGAGAAACCCGUGUAAUUGUAGACACUGACCCCAUUGGAGCAUCCUACGAUUUUUACCUCCAGUGCUCGAAAAUGUCGCCUCAUAUUGGGGGAACAUCUGCCCGGUCUGUGGAUGGCGGAUUUAAAGAUCAUCAUGUUGAUCUCAGUGUUACGGGAUCCAAUCCAGCUCAACUCAGUUUUAUGGGAUCCAAUCCAGCUCAACUCAGUGUUAUGGGAUCCAAUCCAGCAAGAAGAAAGGAUAGCCAAAGCAUGACUUUGCAGGGUGGAAUACCAACAAAUUCUGUUCCAUCUGAUGCUUCCAGGACAUUGUUUGUGCUGGGUUUGCCUUCAGACUGUAGACGGCGGGAAGUUGCUCAUCUGUUUCGCUGCUUUGAAGGCUAUCAAGAAUUGAGACUUAUAAGGAAAGAGCCAAAAUAUCAUGGUGGUGAUCCAUCAGUACUUUGUUUUGUGGAUUUUGUUAGUCCCGCUCAUGCAGCUGUUGUUAAGGAUGCUUUGCAAGGUUACAAAUUUGAUGAGCUUGAUCCUCUUUCUGUCCGUUUGAUAUUGCAAUUUGCUCGUCACCCGGCUGCAAGGUUGGCUGGUGGGUACCGUUGAAAAUGAUGAGGCACUCAGAUUGUGUAAGUUAGUACAGACUCCAGAUGGGUGGUUUUCCUGGGUUCAGCUUGAAUCGGGAGAAGGGCAAACUUUUUUAGCUUCCGAGAUUCUCAUGUCAGCUUUGCAGCUGUCGUUGGGAUCAGGCAUAGAAGAUAAACCAAGAAUCGGAAACUGAAUAUCCUUGAAUGUUAGUUUUAAUCAUUUCCUCAGAAAUACCGAAGCUGAUUGGAGUGUGCAAGGUCAGGUCCAACAUAUAUUUGUCAUUUUCACUAAAAGAGUGCUCUCUUGUUAAGACUGCUAGUACGCUGAUUGCUAUCUGUAUUGCAGGAUGGAGAUUAUCGUCUUUACUUGCUGGGAUAGCCUUAUCGGCUUUUCUACCUAGGAAGUUUCUAGGGGCUCUUUUUUGGUGUCUUUGCUUUCUUAUGAUUUCAAGCUGCUUAUAUUCUGGCUGCUUCUAUGCGUUAUAAAUAGAUAUUUAGCAUCAGUAAUCAUGGCACCUCUAAUGAUAGUGCAACACGUGGCUUUCCUUUGGCAGGUGAUGAUGUGCUGUAAAUUUCAGCGCUCUGUUACUUGCGUGGCUUACUUUUGGAUCCAUUCUAGUUAUGCGUGUCUGACUUCUCUGAUACGUUUGGCUGGAGUGCAAGGUAUGGUCCUUCCGCCUAAAGGGUUGUGAUUCCAGUUCAUGUAGCUAUAUUUCUAAUGGGCGACUUCCUGUCAGUUGGAUUAUGUCUGUCUGUCGAGUCUACUUCUGUGUGACGGUUCUCACCUGUUCUUGGAGAUAUAGUAACGGUGAUUGUGUGCCUAGGUUUUGGUUUGUUUUGAAUAGGCACUACUGUUCUAAGAUGUGCUCUUGGCUUGCCAAUUUUAUGAGAAACUGCAGUUUUUAAGUUUUGACCGUGAAGUGACUCGUCCACGCGUUGUCUUUGGGUGCAAGAUGCUUUCUGCGAUUAUCCUGGCUGUUGCGUCUCUUGCUUAAAAUUGAGACGAGUUGCAGAGGGGAGAGGCUGAUUAGAAAUGGAGAAAGUUAAUACAUCGCUUUUGCUUUUGUGAAAGACGCGGGGGGGAGAAGAAGAAGAAGAAGAAUGCGACAGAGGAAGAAUAGAAGGCAGGUGGUGAGCGGAAUUGUGAUCGGUGGACUGGUUGUUGAAUUGAUCUGAUUUGUGGUUUUAAAGUCCGAGAGUCGACGUGAUUAAUCACUGGUUGGGGUGGUUCCUACUUCCUACAUAUUAUAUGGGUGGAGCAGAGAAAAUCCGGAUUUUUUUGGGAGUUGAACCAUUAGAAUCUUCUAAUUAAGAUAUAACAUUAGAACGGUACUGGCUUCUCAUUACAAACCGAAAUCGCCAUAUGAGCAUGCUAAUUACGUGGCAUUUCACAGAAGCAGUAACCAUCCAAGUGCAAUAUUUGGGUGUCACUUUGGUGGUAAGUGUACUCUUGUAAUAAUAUGAAACUGAAAAUUGGACCGGCGUCCUUUUGACA
Messenger RNA from Coffea eugenioides, 2217 nucleotides. Its product is annotated as RNA-binding protein 2-like. Lineage: Eukaryota; Viridiplantae; Streptophyta; Magnoliopsida; Gentianales; Rubiaceae. Bases 1 to 741 code for a protein of 246 amino acids. Gene Ontology annotation, molecular function: mRNA binding. The transcript has 9 exons. The record is from RefSeq and is a predicted model, not a curated record.